GGAUAAUAUAGCGUUUUAUAUUGAAGAUGUCAUCCUCUGGUGACAGUGAUGAACCACAAGAUGUUUCGUUUUCAUCUGACGAAGAAACAUUUCAGGUUGGAAGAAUUCAGCAAUUCUGGAAGGGAAAGUACAAUGAAAUUUUGCCUGAAGUUGGUAGUCAUCCACUUAGAGGUAACUCAUCGAGUGAAGUGAAGUUUUUCAUUGUUACCACAGUGGAAUGUGGAGAAGACCGCAUACAGCGACAAGUGCACGGUAUUAUCCCAACUGGAUGGAUUUCGAGAAACAUGGAAUAUCUACUUUAUCCUCAACCCAGAUUCACAGUAGGGGGUAAAAGUCCGAUUGACUGGGGAGAGAAGACAUUCAGAAGAUUCCAAAUACCAUUCGAGUCGUGGAUGGAAUAUGAUAUUCAUGCCAUUUUAAACCAAACCAAGGCUGUUAAAUUUACGAAAGCAAUAAAGGCCGCCAAAGCUGCAGCUAAUCGUCAACCCAUACUGUCAGACGCUUUUAUUUCCGACAGUGAUCGUAUUUUGGGCAGAGGAUUAAGGAAGGCAGCUCAGAAGCGUCCAUUGGAAGAGAAGGUUUCCGGAAAAGGCAAGGAAAGAAGUACGAAUAAUAAUUCUCUAAUAGAGACACCAUCGUCCAGCUCCAACCUCAAUCCAGCUGUUGCCAUCAGGACUCAAAGCUUAAGAUCUUGUCAGUCGAACACCCCGUUUGAUUUCGAAAAUUUCCCAACGAACUUAAAUGUUGGAGCUUGUGUGGGCAACAUCACCACCAACUCUGAGUUGGUUUCAUUGAACAACUCAUCCAUGCCAGUUCCGAAUGCAGCUGUACCGGCGCCCCAUGGGAGCAGUGGUGUCGGCAGCAGUAUUCUUCGUCCGUCCGUUAUUCCUAGUCCACAACCGCAUGAUGUUGGAACAAGAACUGAAGCAGCAUUAUGUGGAGCUAUUAACAAAGCAAGUGGAAUGGUCAACAAUGGAGCACCUUUACCGUCUACAAGCCACGUACAAGAUGAAGAAGAGCAGAAUCUGAAUAAUAUUGAUAUUCAGGGUUCCAACGCUUUGCCGUCCAUUUCACAAACACAAACUCGUGGACAUGGGGCAUAUUUGAAUGGCACUCAAAACAACGACGUUAUAACACGUUCAACGAAUAUUGGUGUUGGCCAUCAUGACAAAGAGUUGGAAAGUCCUCCAUCUUUUACUACUUUUGAUGAGUUCCCGAGGUUGGAUGCUGUUUACACACGUAGCUCGAACAGAAAUAAUGACACUCCACUGUCAUGGGCAAACGGUGGCGAUCUCCUGCAAUUGAAUGGCUAUCAGUCAUCUCAGGCGUUUUCAUCAUUCGACGUUCAGACAUUGAUGAGAGCCAUUGAGCAAGUAGAAAAGAAGCUCGAUGGGCUUGGAAGUAAAGUAAUCGAAAAGUUAGAUUCCGUUUCUAGAAGAAUGGAGGAGUCUUUCAAAAAUGAUUUGCCCUUAAAAGCUACCAAGCACGCCAACUACCAUAGAUGGAUCGUGGAGUCCAACUUCGGAAGUGUUUCUUGCGAUACAGUAGAAAAACUCAUUGCUACCAACACAGCUCUCCCGGACAAAACAAUUGCAAUAAGCAUGGUUUUCUUCAUAUCUGAGCGAUAUAAGGCGUCCAAAUCAAUAGGCGCUUUUGUAAACCAGGCGUAUCGUUUGUUUUUAUGUGACGAAACUAGUCAGAAAAUGCAGUGGCGUAGUGUUGGUCGGGUCAAUGACUUAAGGCCCGGACUCUCUGGUCUGAUGAAUAUGCUUUCAGUUAUAGGAGUUGCUCUCGACAUUUUUAAUCUUUCGCGGAACACUGCAAAUGUUGAUAAUUGGAGGCUAAUUGAAAUGAUUAAAAACUGCCGGAAAUACAAUGCCAAAAACUACAAGAAGAAGAAUAAUGUGCGAGGUGCCUUGGAGACGGAUGCGUCAGCAGAUGCUCCUCAGCUUCCAAAUGCAAAUGAUGACAAUGACGCGGUUAUUCUCUACAACUACAUGACUAUUCUAGAAAAAGAAGUUGUUAAUUUUAAACCUCCGCCUGCUUUUGCUCGAGCACCAGAUCUUUGUAAUUGAAGAUUCAACACCGUUUCAAACCUCUUGAAUUGACGUUUUUUCUUUGCCAGUGUCGUUCUAAAGUCAGAAAAUUGUCAUUUUA
This is a messenger RNA of Daphnia pulex (common water flea), 2157 nucleotides long. RefSeq lists its product as uncharacterized. Lineage: Eukaryota; Metazoa; Arthropoda; Branchiopoda; Diplostraca; Daphniidae. The transcript is spliced from 8 exons. The coding region runs from base 27 to 2075 and encodes 682 amino acids. The record is from RefSeq and is a predicted model, not a curated record.